This is a messenger RNA of Durusdinium trenchii, 393 nucleotides long. The record is from the annotation of a GenBank genome assembly. NCBI's taxonomy places the organism in Eukaryota, Dinophyceae, Suessiales, Symbiodiniaceae.
AUGACUGCAGCUGAGCAUGGCGACUUGGAAGUGGUGCGCUUGUUGCUCGAGGCUGGAGCUGACAAGAAUGCCACAACCACUGAUUGGUCAACAGCCUUGAUGCGUGCAGCUGAGCUCGGCCACUUGGAAGUGGUGCGCUUGUUGCUCAAGGCUGGAGCUGACGGGGCAACAGCCUUGAUCGAUGCAGCUGAGUAUGACCAGUUGGAAGUGGUGCGCUUGUUGCUAGAGGCUGGAGCUGACAAGAAUGCCGCGACCAUUGCUGGGGAAACAGCCUUGAUGGGUGCAGCUAAGUAUGGAUGGACACUUGGAAGUGGUGCGCUUGUUGUUGGAGGCUGGGGCGGACCUGAAUGCUGCAACCACUGCUGGGGGAACAGCCUUGAUGCGCGCAGCUAA